AGCGAGAGGAGAGAGGAGCCCGAGGCGAAAAAGUAGCUGUCAAAUGCGCGGCUCCUUUAACCAGAGCGAUCAGUCCGGCUCGGAGAGUCAUGGCGACCACAGCGUCUAACCACUACAGCCUGCUCACCUCCAGCUCCUCCAUGGUGCAUGCGGAGCCGCCGGGGAGCAUGCAGCCGGGCGCCGGCUACAGGGAUGCACAGACGCUGGUGCAGGCGGACUACACGCUGCAGAGCAACGGGCACCCGCUCAGCCACGCUCACCAGUGGAUCACGGCGCUGUCCCACGGCGGGGGAGGCGGCGGCGGCGGGGACUCGCCCUGGUCCACCAGCCCCCUGGGCCAGCAGGACAUCAAGCCCUCGGUGGUGCAGUCCGGGGGCCGAGGGGACGAGCUACAGCAGCACCAGCAGCAGCAGCACCAGCAACAGCAGCAGGGGAGACCGCCCCACCUGGUGCACCACGCCGGCAGCCACCACGCCGCCGCCGGGGCAUGGAGGACGGGCGCCUCGGCUCACCUGCCGCCCAGCAUGGCCUCCUCCAACGGGGGGCAAGCGGGGCUGCUCUACUCCCAGCCGCCGGGCUUCACGGUCAACGGGAUGCUGAGCUCCGGCCAGCCGGGCUUGCACCACCACGGCCUGAGGGAUGCCCACGAUGAGCAGCAGCAGCCGCAGCACCACGGCGGGGAGCACCCCGGGGGGCACCCGCAGCAGCACCCUCCGCACCAGCAGCAGCAGCACCCCGGGGGCGGCGGCGGGGGCCACCACGACCCCCACUCGGACGAGGACACGCCGACCUCGGACGACCUGGAGCAGUUCGCCAAGCAGUUCAAGCAGCGCCGGAUCAAACUGGGAUUUACCCAAGCGGACGUGGGCUUGGCCCUGGGCACCCUGUACGGGAACGUCUUCUCGCAGACCACCAUCUGCAGGUUCGAGGCCCUGCAGCUGAGCUUCAAGAACAUGUGCAAGCUGAAGCCUUUGUUGAACAAGUGGUUGGAGGAGGCGGACUCGUCCUCGGGCAGCCCUACCAGCAUAGACAAGAUCGCAGCCCAGGGGCGCAAGAGGAAAAAGCGCACCUCCAUCGAGGUGAGCGUCAAGGGCGCCCUGGAGAGCCACUUCCUCAAGUGCCCCAAGCCCUCUGCCCAGGAGAUCACCUCGCUGGCGGACAGCCUACAGCUGGAGAAAGAGGUGGUGCGAGUGUGGUUUUGUAACAGGAGACAGAAAGAGAAACGCAUGACUCCCCCGGGCGGGACUCUGCCCGGAGCCGAGGAUGUAUAUGGGGCAAGUAGGGACACUCCACCACACCACGGGGUGCAGACGCCUGUGCAGUGAACUCACAUGGGGGUUGGCGGGGGGGAAUUGUCCCCCCCCAUUCCCACUCCUCCAACUUUUGAUUGUUUUUUUUUUUGCUUUUUUUAACGUUUUCUCCUAUCUUAAAAAACAGAACAACAACACACACACAAAAACCUGCACUGGACUAUCCCCUAAACGGUAGCAGGUGAAAUGAUGUGUUUUGAUCUUUACAGGCGAGUGCCCAUGCAAUGGAGUGGAGUGAGUAUCACACACAAACAGACACGAGACAGGCAGAUACACGCACAGUGUCAGGCACUGAGAGAAAAUUUUACAAAAAAACCCUCUAUGAAUUACGAAACAAGAGUGGAAUCGACUCUGAGCCCUGCUAAACACAAAGGCAGCUUUAAUCUUGGAAUGAUGCUCAGUAUAGGCACAUGCUGCUGUGUUUAUUUGAUGUGGCUCCCCAUUAGGAAUAAAAAAUAAAUCCCUUUUGAUGUAGACAGUAUUUAACCGUUUGAAUUUGCACUGCAAGAAAAUUGAAGUUUACAUUAACAAAUACAUUUUUUCCUACCUUGAUUUUGCAAAUGACUUGCAUUUCCCACGGUGAGCGUUAGGCAACCAUUGACCGACCAGUCUACAAAAUGUUACUGUGUUAUAGCCCUUGCUUUCUUAAUGUGUAUAUGUGAACUUUUGUUAUAAACAAGUCUUCUUACAUAUGUGUAAUGUUUAUUUUCUCCUUUUACCAUAGCAAAUAUAUAUAAACACAAACAACUUCCACUUUCAAGAGAUCUGACUCUCACAAACGCUUAAGACGUGCCUUCGGAGGCAAGAGUCCAGUCUGGAAGAGAAUAAUGAAAACCAAUAACGUAAACUUCAUUUUCAGGCAGUGUUUCGGGGUUGGGGACAGUAAAAGAAAAAAUGAAUAGAGACUAAUUGCUUCAUUUUAGGGAGGAAGACCCGUUGUGAAAGUACUCGGAGGAAAUGUUGUGGAGGUUAAAUGUAUGUCCAGAGUUUUCCAACAGAAAGAAAGUGAUACUUUGAAGAAAACCGGGGGGAGGGGAUAUUUAACUUCAGACACCCCAUAUGUAAAGUUCUCUGUGUGCUUUUAGUAUUCCUAAUUACAUCGCACUGGAGUAUAUGUGUUGAUGUCAGCCUCUAAACUUGGUUUUAUUGAGCGGUUUCAACAAAAAGAUACAAACAGAAAGAACGGAGAACUUGCAUAUAUAUACGUAACACAUAGCACACUGCAUAUCUCUAGUGCAUUUUAUUGUUGCUUUACUUUCCAUAUUUAUUUUUCUGCUCAUAUAUAAAAACCCCACGCCCUUUGCUCAACUCGCUGCUCCAUUCAUUGCACGGGAGGACUAGUUUAAGUUGGGCAGCCUUGUCUCUUUCACUGGGGGGGGGACCAAAUGGAGUGGGGAAAUGCCAUUUUCAAUUCAUCUUUUCUCCCCAUCGUUGAUAGCUUUAAAGUGCAUUUCUUGACAUUAGCUCGACGGGAAACGGUUAACUUUCCAAAAACACAAACACAAAAGGCUAUGGAGAGGAGUACAGAAGAGAAAACUUGAAACAGUGGCUGUGUAUGAGAUGGCGGGGGGGGGGAGGCUUUAAACUGUGCUAAAUACAAAUUCACACAUGAACUAUGUAAUCAGCACAAAAGGCUGCUGUCAUAGAAAAAAAAGCUUUUUCAUAAUCUGAAAAGUUUGCUUAGCUGAGUGUUUGGCAAUUAUGGAGAAAAACGUGAAACGUUCUCUCGAUCAGCUCAACAGUGAAUUCAGUAGGUAGGGCUUUAGAAUAUGUUUCUCAUUGUCUUUUUAAGCGCCUGUCAUAUUUGGUUGUCUCUUAUGUUCUUGGUGAGCAAAUGGCGAGUUCUAUUAGGCAUAUUUAUUUGCCUUUAUUCUGUUUUAUUCCAACGAUUGUCAUAAUGAUACAGGCACUGAGCUUUUUUUUUUUUUUUUUUGGAUGUAUUCUGCUGCUUGCUAUUUAGAGUGCUGAGGACUCGCUCCCAGUGAAAGAUUCAGAUCAGGGCAGAUCCAGUGGUAAAGGGAGGAAAUGAACUUUCAGACACAUUAAUAUGUGGGUAAGGUCAGAAAAACAGAGUUCAGAGGAUGUUUGUGAAAAAGCCUCUAACUCUAAAUAGGUUUACUUAAAAUAAUAAUAAUAAAAAAGUUACCACGCAAACCUUACCACUAUGUAUAUAUGUUUAAUAUUUGUCUUUUGAAUGCAGAAAUAGUUUAAAUGUUUUCUUUGUCUAUUUUUCUUUGUUUCUUUUUUUUUAAAUGCUACCCAGGGAAAUAUUUUCAUAUUUUUAAGUGGCCUGCCUCAAUGUAUAUUUAUUUCUUUUAAAGCAAACAGGUUCUGGAAACUGUUUUUCUGUAGCUUUAAAUGAGUAGGUAAACAAAAUCUAUAUGGGAUGUAAUUUUUUUAACUAUUAUUUUGUUUCCGUCUCUAAAAAUACUUUGUUUUGGUACAUUUGGAUGUGCUUGUGGGGAAAAAUAAAAACGCAGAGAUCCUUAUAUAUUUAUGUUAAAGUAAUAUUUUAUUACCUACAUAAAACAGAAAUGCACAAUACUUUCAUAGUUUGUUCUACUUAUUGAAAUAUCUGUAAUUUGUUUUAAAAGAUAGCAUUGAUUUGCAUAGUUCUUAAAAUCUGAAGGGAGGCGAACACUCUAGUAUCUAUACUGAGUUGUACUUCCUUUGUACUUAAUGGGAUUUUGGAGUAAGUGUUAUGGAUAUAUCGACAGGUCCUCCGUUUAUAACGUCGAGAGUCUUUUAGGUUAGCACAAGAGGCUUUUUUCAGUUUGUCUUGCCAAAUCUAACCGCGGCAGUAUAUUUUUAAGCAUUGAAUCCCAUGAUUGUUGGAGUGUCCUUCUUUUGAUGCUUCUCUAAAGAGCUCUGCUUUCGAAGCCAGUAGUCCCGUUCUCGUUGAAAGCAUGUGGGAGAGGUGGCGAAUAUUUACUCCUCUCUAGUCAGCUCUUAAUUUAAGAGCAAAGGCGGAGCUUAAUUAUAAGGAGUCCUGUUAAAAACAGCUAGAUUUAAAGAAAAGAGCUGUCCAGUGACUUCCGGGGGGCUGCACACGCCGAGAACGCCCAGUGUUGACAUGUA
Messenger RNA from Dermochelys coriacea (leatherback sea turtle), 4388 nucleotides. It is a transcript of the gene POU3F2, whose product is annotated as POU class 3 homeobox 2. The transcript has a single exon. Gene Ontology annotation, cellular component: nucleus. Gene Ontology annotation, molecular function: RNA polymerase II cis-regulatory region sequence-specific DNA binding; DNA-binding transcription factor activity, RNA polymerase II-specific. The coding region runs from base 90 to 1325 and encodes 411 amino acids. The record is from RefSeq and is a predicted model, not a curated record. Lineage: Eukaryota; Metazoa; Chordata; Testudines; Dermochelyidae. Gene Ontology annotation, biological process: brain development; regulation of transcription by RNA polymerase II.